AUGUGCAACGAUUCAAUCAUCAAUAUAAAAUACGAUGAUGAAUACAAAGUUCGAAAUGACUUUUCAAUACUCUAUAAGAACAAGGUGCACGAUUAUACUGAGUAUCGAGUUCUGAAUGAUGCCAUAAAGAUUUGUAACUCCACUGAUAAAUACGUACGGAAUAUUUGGGAACUACGUAAUGACUGGGUAAAGGCGACAAUGCAUUUGAAAAGUUGCAAUAAACCCAUUCGUAGCUGUUGGUUGUACCGAGAGUAUUACACUGUAAAUAAGCAGUGCACGGUCUAUUUCGUAGCUACGAGUCAAUAUUUCACAAGAAAUGGCUAUGGGGUGGAAGACGGUAAACCUUAUAUAUGCCAAGAAAAGUUAAGACCCGCAUCAACCGAGUAUACCCAGGCAGAUCUAUUAAAGUGCGACGAUUCAAUCAUCAAUAUAAAAUACGAUGAUGAAUACAAAGUUCGGACUGACUUUUCAAUACUCUAUAAAAACAAGGUGUACAACUAUACUGAGUAUCGAGUUCUGAAUGAUAGCAUAAAGAUUUGUAACUCCACUGAUAAAUACGUACGGAAUAUUUGGGAACUACGUAAUGACUGGGGAAAGGCGACAAUGCAUAAAAAAACUUGCAAUAAACCCAUCAGAACCAGUUGGUUGUACCGAAAGUAUUACACUGUGAAUAAGCAGUUCACUGUCUAUUCCGGAGGUGAUGGUGGUUAUUUGACAAGAAAUGACUAUUGGGUGGAAGACGGAAAACUUACAAUAUGCGAAGAAAACUACAGACCCACAUCAUCAGAGUAUACCAAGGAAUAUCUAUUAAUGUGCAACGAUUCAAUCAUCAAUAUAAAAUACGAUGAUGAAUACAAAGUUCUGACUGACUUUUCAAUACCCUAUAAGAACAAGGUGUACAACUAUACUGAGUAUCGAGUUCUGAAUGAUAGCAUAAGGAUUUGUAACUCUACUGAUAACUACGUAGGGAAUAUUUGGAAAGUACGCAAUAAAUGGGCAAAGAAGACAAUACAUCUAAAAACUUGCAAUGAACCCAUUAGAACCUUUUGGCCUUACCAAGAGUAUUACACUGUGAAUAAGCAGUUCACUGUCUAUCUCGCAGCUACGAGUCAAUAUCUCACAAGAAAUGAAUAUGGGGUAGAAGACGCUCAACUUUAUAUAUGCGAUGAAAAGUUGAGAACCAUGUCAACAGAGUAUACCCAGGAAGAUAUAUUAAUGUGCAACGAUUCAAUCAUCAGUAUAAAAUACGAUGAUGAAUACAAAGUUCGGACUGACUUUUCAAUACUCUAUAAGAACAAGGUGUACAAUUAUACUGAGUAUCGAGUUCUGAAUGAUAGCAUAAAGAUUUGUAACUCCACUGGAAACUACGUAAGGAAUAUUUGGAAACUGCGUAAUUACUGGGUAAAGGCGAGAAUGCACGAAAAAAGUUGCAAUAAAACCAUCAUAUACAUUGAGUUCGACCGAUGGGAGUACACUGUGCUUAAGGAUUUUAGAGUUCGCAUUUUUGCAACAAAGCAGCUGAUAACAAAGUACGAUUAUGCUGUGUGUGAAGGUAAACUUGAAACAUGUGUGACCGAAUGCGGCAAAUUUACGUUUACUAUAAAGUAUGAAAAUGAAUACAGAGUAUGGAACAACUUCUCAAUGAUGUACCAAGGUCGAAUGUAUUCUUAUGAUGAGUACAGAAUAACGGAUGAUGGUCUACAAGUUUGUAAUUCUUCUGACCGUCUCAUUAAAGAAAAAUGGCGGAAUUUCAUUGUUUCGGAAAAGAUAACGAUAGCUUUCAAACAUUGUAAUGUAUCUGUGGAUGGUUUUUACUCCGAAAAUUACACAUUAGAUACAAACUUUACCAUUUUCUUCAAACCUACCAAUCACAAUUUUACAAGGCAAAAUUACGGAGUGAUUUUGGGGUAUUUUGCAAUUUGUUCAAGAAAGCUCAUAUUGUCCUGCAAUGAUGAUUUGAUCAAAGUAAAGUACGGUGACUAUAUCGCUCCAGCAGUGUUGUCGUCAAUUGAUCCUUUUCAAUUUGGUGGCAUCCCUCGAUCAUCUGCUACAAAAGCCUUAAUUUCUAUGGUUCAUGCGUGGACUCAAGCCACAGAUGGAACUGGAAACGCUGUAAGAGUGGUUCUUUUUGACUAUAAGAAAGCCUUCGACUUGAUUGAUCAUAAGAUCUUAGCCACGAAAAUCAUCCAAUUGCCAAUGCCAAAUUUCAUUAAGCGGUGGGUAAUUGACUUUCUGAUGAACAGGCAACAACGGGUGAAACUUGCAAGAGACUGUAUGUCUGAAUGGAUUGACAUUCCUUCCGGUGUCCCUCAAGGAACCAAAUUGGGACCUUGGUUAUUCAUCCUAAUGAUAAAUGACCUACGCCCACCACAUCAUGAGCGAUGGAAAUACAUCGAUGAUGCUACGGUAUCUGAAAUCAUUUACAUCAACACACCCAGUAAAAUUCAAGAUACAGUCGAUUGUGUUCAAAAUUGGUCUGUAGAAAACAAGAUGCAAUUAAAUGCCUCCAAGUGCAAGGAACUUGUUAUCAGUUUUACAAAACCUGAGAAAGAAUUUCCGCGCCUUAAGAUCAUCUCAGGCCAAAUCGAGACAGUGAAGCACGCAAGAAUCCUAGGUUUGACAAUUUCUAAAGAUCUAAAAUGGAACCAACACAUAACUAACAUAGUUAAGAAGGCGAACAAACGGAUUUAUUUUAUUAUUCAGUUGAAACGUGCUCAUGUACCUGAAGCUGACAUAAUAAAUUUUUACACUACCUGCGUCAGACCAGUCAUGGAAUUCAGCUGUCCAGUUUUCCACUUCGCCCUUCCUUCCUACUUAUCUAAUGCCCUGGAACGGGUUCAAAAGCGUGUUUUAUCAAUCAUCUAUCCACUGACAGGUUAUGCGGAUUGUUUACAAAAAUCGGGCAUCAAACCAUUAAGUGACAGGCGUGUGGAUGCAUGCGAGAAACUGUUUAAUGAAAUCACCACAACACCAGUAGCUAAUAUGCAUAAUCAUGUACCAUCUAGAUACUUUCCAAAUUACGACCUUAGACACUCAAGGUCUUUUGUUGUUCCUCAGACCAAAACGAACAGAUUUAGAAACAGUUUUUUCCCUUCAUCUGCAAGGCAUAUCAAUAAUAUUAACUGACAAUCGAUUCUGAUAUUCAGUUUUAGACUGGCUAACAUUUUUUUAGAAAUUUACUAGUUUCAUAGCUAAUUUGUAAUGUAACUUUAAACUUCUGUAAUAUAGAAUUAUAAAUUGUAAUGUAAUUUUAAACUUCUGUAAAUAUAGAAUAACUAAUUUAAUCAUUUCUCUUGUAAAAUUUAGCACGCAAUUCAGCCUCUUGGCUGCUAUGUGUUAAUCUUAUUAAACAAACAAUCUAUCUAUCUAUCUAUCUGAACAAUAGAACGUUGAUAAAAAAUUUUCGCUGGUUUACAACAAGAAGAUAUACGAUUAUCGCGAAUAUCGAUUAAGCCACGACAGUCUUGAAAUGUGUGGUUCCAAUGAUUCAAGAGUUCAGGCGAUUUGGAGAACGCGAAAUUCGUGGCAAAAGUCAUUACCCGCAUCCUGUUAUCGUUCUUAUAAAUUAAAUGCAAGAUACUACGCUGCGACAAAGCAGUUUGCUGUAUAUUCGGCAGAUAACGGUCAAUAUUUCAAAAGAAAUGACUAUGCGGUGAUAGACGGUAAACCUUAUGCAUGCGGCAAAGAAAAUUUAAUACCAAUUUAUGUAAUGGCAAACUUUAAGAUUAUUAUAGCACCAUUAUGUGCUUUAGCGCUUUCUAUUAUUUCUUUGCUAUUGUUGUUGAUAGUUUACUGCAUGCUUCCAGAACUGCGCACACUUCCUGGUUUGAAUUUAAUGAGUUUUAGCUUCGCCUUGCUGUUGUGGCAGACUUACCUUGUAGUAUUUUUGUCACUGUAUUCUCAUGUAGGUAAACUGUUUGAGAUACCGUGUGCUAGGCUGUUUGUAGCAAAUACGUUUAUGACGUAUAGCAUAAUUAUGAAUGCUGCUGUUAAUAUCUAUCACUUAAGAAAAACCUUUUGUGGCAAUACUCUAGUGAAAUCUGAUGAACUGAAGAAGUGGAACAGAUUUUUGAAGUGUAGUUUAUUUAGCUGGGGAGUUACCAUCAUUAUAACAAUUGUUUACAUUGUACUAGUAAAGGAAGAUGUUCUUGAAGAACGACGUUCAAUCGAGCUUAAGAUUUUAUCGACGCAUUGCGAAUGGAAAGACGAUGGCAAAUAA
Molecule: messenger RNA, 4219 nt
Organism: Paramuricea clavata
Lineage: Eukaryota; Metazoa; Cnidaria; Anthozoa; Malacalcyonacea; Plexauridae
Source: the annotation of a GenBank genome assembly